Messenger RNA from Adineta ricciae, 252 nucleotides. NCBI's taxonomy places the organism in Eukaryota, Metazoa, Rotifera, Eurotatoria, Adinetida, Adinetidae. The record is from the annotation of a GenBank genome assembly.
AUGUUCAAUGAAAUUCUUCAAGAAGAAGAACCGUAUGCAGAUCAAUUUCAAAAUUUUGCAGGACGAGGUCCAUUCGGUGCUGUUAAUCAUGCGAAACUAGGAAAUCGACCAAGAAUAAGUGGAAAAACACCGAUUUUUCUGAAACAUUUUAUUCAAAAGUGUUGGCAUCAAAAUCCACGUAAUCGACCGGAUUUUGAACAAAUUUUUCACGAUUUAAAACCAUCAGCUGUUGAAAUUCCUCAUUCGUUUUAA